Messenger RNA from Amoebophrya sp. A120, 3238 nucleotides. The record is from the annotation of a GenBank genome assembly. Lineage: Eukaryota; Dinophyceae; Syndiniales; Amoebophryaceae.
AUGGAGGAUUCGACCGGGGAGACUGCUUCUACCGUGUCACCUUCCCGGAGAGUAGCAGAUGGCGCAGCUGCUAGCGCAUCUCCGAAAACAAGUGCGGAAGAUCGUCCAACCACCGAUUCCGCUGGUGCUUCACUUUCUUCCACCCCACCGCAGCUGCCCGAUUGGAAACUGGAGGAAUUUUACACGGUCAACGCGAAGUCCAUCGGGAAAGGCGCCUACGCAGAGGUGAAAAAGGUCGUUCAUCGGCCGACCAACGAUGUCUACGCCAUGAAGUCGAUUUUGAAAAAGCAAAUCGCGGAAAAAAUGCUGGAAAAGCAGGUUCUGCGGGAAGUCGAAGUGCACCUAAGGGCCACCAAUCCAGAUUUGGAUACAACUUCGACUAAUUCGAUCGCACAGAGUACAACUAGGGCGGGUAAAAAUGAAAGUUCGUCGUCGUCAUCCGCUAGAAGAAGAACUUCCUGCGACAACAUUAUCCGCAUGUUUCAUUUCUUCGAAACUAAGGAUUGGAUCUACUUCAUUCUGGAAUUGGCAGCACACGGACAUUUGUUGAAGUACAUGCGGAAAUUUCCCGGGCAGCGGAUUGAACCGCUGGAACAGGACUGUUGCCGGUUUUUCAAGGAGGUUUUGCAGGGCGUGUCGUUUCUCCACGAGAAGCUGGAUGUGAUUCAUCGAGAUCUGAAGCCGGAGAACGUCUUGCUUUGUAAUGCGAGAAAUGGUGGACGAACCCGAACGGGAAGGCAUGCUCAGCCAGCAGCUUCCAGCGGCUCACCUGGGAUGCUGACAAGGAGCGACAAGGAAACUACAGCACCGGUUCUGACAGCCAAAAUCGCGGACUUCGGCUGGUCGCGACACUGCCACACGACCAAGGCAGUUGAAGGAACUGAAGUAUUGCAACAAAAUACAAAUAGUACAACAGCGCAUCAAACAAAUCAACGCCCCUCUGAGGUACUAUCGGCUGCUGUAGCCGGCUCUGAAUAUAGUUCCACGACGACCGUGACAACCCCCGACCGCCCUUCUUUCUGCGGCACCGCGGAUUACUUGUCCCCCGAGAUGGUCAACCAAGAAUUUGCGAAAGUUGGGAAACCGAACGACAUUUGGGCACUGGGGGUUUUACUGUAUGAGCUCCUUACCGGGUUCCCGCCGUUUCGCGUUUUUAAUGCAUCAACGUCAGCAACCCAGAAGGAACUAACAAGCAAAAGCAUCUUCGCGCAGCAAAUGGACAAGAUUCUGAAAACCGACUACCAGGACGAUUUUCUCUCCACCGCGCUGACCGACAAGCUGCGCUUUCUGAAAAUCACCGACCGUGCGGCAAUCGACGAACGGUUGGAGCCUUUUCGUGCAUUGUUGCGGCAAAAGAUGCUGGUCAAGGAACCCGAGGCAAGGGUCGUGAUUCGGGUUGUGGUGGAAGAGAUGGAGAAAAUUGUUCCAGAUAAUUUUAUCGGAAACACGACGACCCGAGGCGGGAAUGAACUUGAACUUCAGCAUCAAGGUACUUCAUCAAAGCCUUCCGCCUCCAAAAGUCCUCAUCCCGGCACGCAGCAGGCAAAAACCCCCGUCCGCCAGCACGAUCAAGAACUCUUUCUCCCUCCUACUGUUCCUCGGUUGCCGGAGCAAAGUCCUGUCGUGCCACGCAGUACUGCUGGUGCAAUCGGUCCGACUGGAAGAUCCGGGGGUGUCGCUUCUCCUGCAUUCGGCACUACCACGCCGGAGAGUUGUGCAACUUCGAGCAUCGCAAACCCAGCGACGAUUUUUAUUUCGCCUUUGCAGCCACCUGCUGGUGGUGGUGCUGGGGGGAAUAGAAAUGGACAGAAAGUAGAUGUUGGCGCUGGUGACGUCGAAAAGACGAGGUUCAUGAACAGCACUGUACUACCGGCAGGAGCAUCUUCAGCAGCUGCAAUGCCGCAACCGGCUGGCACUGUUGCCGACUUGAAGCAAUUUCUCGCGAGCAUGCAAGGCGAACGGUCACAAUUGAUGGGGAUCGGGGAACAGGAAGAGAAAGAGGUAAAAACGGACGAUGUAGUUGAAAAUACGUUGGUUGUACCGUCUGGUCGUCAGCCUUCGAACAGCACUGCGCACAGGCACGAUUCUCUCGAACGCACGCUAUUCGACAACUAUGCGGAGAAGGGAGCGGCAGCCGUGUUGGAACAGACCAGGAGCGAGGACGCAGCAUCUGCAACAAUUUUCGUGCCUGCAAGUAGAACGAGAAUGAAAGACGAUUUGCCGGGAGGAAAUGAAAAUAACGGCUCAUCACUAACAGAAGCAGCACCUCCCGAGGAGGACCAAACGACCUCCACGGCUGAGGAGCUGCGUUUCGUGGAGCAGUCGAUGCGCCCUGAAGAACUUGCGAGACUGCUGAAGUCGAUGAAGAACACAGACAAGCCUGUUCUUUCGCGACCUAAUGCAGCAGCAGCUCCUGCGCCUGCGGGGGAAAAUGAAAAAACAACUACUGCAAAUGCUGUUUCCACCGCCGAAGGUGAAGAUGUUACUCCUGUUCUACUGCCAGAAGAACAACCUUCCACCGUCGAUUAUUCGACCGCAGCACGACAGAACAGCGGCACGGAGAACACUUCUAACAACUACUCCGCCGAGCUGCUGUCCCAUCUUCGGGGGAAGCAGGUCUUCGUCGGCGAUGAUAAUCCGGACGACGGAAGAAGUCCGUUUUACCAGGCGAGGGUAAAACCCGACGAGAUUCUGGAUUCGGACGAAGAGGAAGGCGAUGGAGAGUAUCACAGCCGGCGGAAUCUGCAUGACGAAUUUGAUGCUCUAGGUCUAGAUGCGGACGACGGGGAUCUUCCGAACAAAAGCGUGAAUUACCGCAAAAGCAACAAGGCCACAACCCCGGGCACGCUCUUUGCAGAAGAAGGACCUGUGCUGUCCGGGGAAAACGUAGCGCGACUGCCGCCUCCAACCAUGGGGAAUCUGAAAAGCUUGAUGGGGUUUGACCAGUCUCCAAACCUGACCGCAGGGAAGAAAAACCGAGCGGAUCCCCAGCAGCCGCAUUCCGGCGUGUUUGUGAUGGACAGGCAAAGGAAGGAUAAUGAAAACAGCGACGUUUAUCCGCAGAAAGAAGUAGGGUUUGGUUGUAAAUUUGACAUAGUGCUGUCGAAAGACAGUAAGCUCGAAGAUUUCGUGAAUUCAGCGGAUACAACUCCAGUCGAAAACCUGGAUGAAACACACAAACUUACGCACGUUGCAAUCAGAAAUAAACCAGCUGCAAAGCGAAAGUGUUAAAAUGAGC